Messenger RNA from Trametes versicolor FP-101664 SS1, 204 nucleotides. RefSeq lists its product as uncharacterized. Lineage: Eukaryota; Fungi; Basidiomycota; Agaricomycetes; Polyporales; Polyporaceae. The coding region runs from base 1 to 204 and encodes 67 amino acids. The record is from RefSeq and is a predicted model, not a curated record. The transcript is spliced from 2 exons.
AUGCGUACGCUGGGGUACAUGGUAAGCGACUGCACGGGCAAGGCCCUCAAAGCUGUGACAUACAUCCAGGACCACAUCCGUGGUGCAACACCACUAGUGUCAAAGCGGCGACUGUACGAUGCUGUCGACAUUUCUCUCAGUAGGCAGAACCCGGACUGUGGCUUCGCAAGCUUCGAGCCCGCGCCUGCACGCCUCGGUGGCUGA